CAAAUGUUGUGCGCCGUCCUGGGACGCUCCAGGAGUAGACGAAAAUAUUUGUCCAGGUAUUUGUCAUCCACAUGGGAAUGGGGGACAUGAAGACCCCAGAUUUCGAUGACCUGCUGGCAGCGUUUGACAUUCCAGACAUUGAUGCCAAAGAAGCAAUUCAGUCUGACACUGUGGAGACUGAUGGUAAUCAUAAUGAGCCCAGGGGUGGUGGUGUUGUUGGAAAGGAAAGAAGUGGUAGUCCAAGACCCACUGGGAACCCUGAGACUAUUCCUUUAGCUCACCAUAAUGAUCCAUCUGUGGUCAGUGUGAUCGUAAAGAACAGUGUACGGUCAGAUGCAUAUAUGGAAGCAAAUGACGAUGAUGACAAUAUGGAUGGGAAUAUAGCUGAAAACUUUGCUGCGACUAAAAGAGGUGUUGAUAGAUCACAGGUAUCUCCUCAGCAGGGUCCCAGUGAAGAUGUCCUGGUGCUUACUGAUCCAUUUAUCUUUACUGGACUCAAGACUGUCUCAGGUGGGGUUACAGAACCCUCUCCCCUGCCCUUUCUAACCCGGACACAGCCGAACAGGCAACUCUGGUCUGUCUCAGCCUCUGGACUUACAAGUGAGUGUAGUGAUGACAACCAGGAUGGCACUUCCUCUAAACACUCUGCUAGCACUUUUUCUCCUCAGUCUUUACCCCCUUCCACUCCUCCCAACUCAUCCUCAUAUUUAAUUGAUCCAAACUGUUCUCCCUCAAAACUUGAUGGUGAAGAAGCACAACAAUUAAAUGGCAUUUCAAGGGUGAGUGUUUGUCGGCGGUUCUCUGAAGAUGAAGAAUCUGAACCAGAUCUUGGAAGCCCCCCACUCGUAAUACAGGAGAGCCCCGAUUCUCAGCUCUGCACAGCUCCCAAGGUCCCACGCAGGCACCAGCCCCCUUCAAGUGUGUUUCAGCCCCCCUCUCCAUCCUCCCCAUCCUUACCAGUUAGUAACACUCAAAUUGAGGAGUCAGCACCCUCUGUCCACCAUCCAGUACUUCUACAAAACACAGUCAAUCUAAACACAGUCACAUCUAUGACCUCCAAAAAUGAACUUCCUGUUGAAGAAAAAAACUUGGAGCAUAUUUUUGAGGAAAGAGAUUCUCCAGAAAGUCCAGAGCCAGAAAUCUCUGCCUGCACUCAUAUGAGCUCAGUUUCAGAGGUUCUCAAGAAGAGCCCGCCUCAACCUCAGACAUGUACGUUUCUGCCCUUAAAUCAGCAAGAAAUAAAUGAGCCUGGAUUGAAGAGAGGAGACACUGCACUAGAAGAUCAAGUCAUAGACAUGCGUCUAGGUGUGAAAGAGCAGGAGAAGAGCGGAGUUCACGUAAAAACGGAGAAUGACGGAGUUGAGAAAACAGAAGUGAAAAUAACAAGUAAAUCCACUGAGUCUAGUUUGGCUGAUUCUGUCUCUGAAGGCAUUACAAACUCCUCCACAACUUCUUCAAAGCCUCUCAAAGUCAGAAUCAAAACCAUCCAAACCUCGACUGGGAACAUCACGCGUACUGUAUCUAGAGUGGCUCCCAAACGAACAGCAGCUGGGGCCUCCAAGGGUCCUGAUGUCUCCAAAGUUCAAACAGGGGCCCGUAAGUCAAUCCAACAAAUCCAAAGAUCUGGUGCUGUUCCUCAAUGUCUCCCUCAGGUGACAAUGUUGCCUGUGUCCACCCUCCAAGAUGCCAGCACAGCUAUGUUAUUUGCGGCCAGCAGGGCACAGAAUAAAAUGACUACCACUCUGUCUGCCAAGGCAGUCAAAAUCACAAGAACAUCAACCCUCCCUGCUGUCUCCACCUCAUCCAUGACAGGAAUUAACAUUUGCUCUUUAGGACAGAAGAAAAUGAAUGGGAACCCAGGGACAGCCAAACCAGCAUCCAUUGUGAACAGUCCAGGAGCUGUGAUCUCACGCAGCCAGUCUAGCCUCGUUGAGGCCUUCAAUAAAAUUCUAAACAGUAAGAAUCCGUUGCCCAGUUAUCAGCCGGACCUCUCCACCUUCCCUCCUCCAGAAUGGGAUCUUCAAUUGCCCUCCACUGGAUACCGUUGCCUGGAGUGUGGGGAUGCUUUUGCCCUGGAGCUCAGCCUGGCAAGGCAUUAUGAUCGGCGCUCUAUGAGGAUUGAAGUGACCUGUAAUCACUGUUCCAAACGAGUGGCCUUCUUUAAUAAGUGCAGCCUGCUGCUCCAUGCACGAGAGCACAAGGAGAAGGGGCUGGUUAUGCAGUGCUCUCACCUUGUCAUGAGUCCUGUCAGUGUGGAGCAGAUGAUUGGCCAGCAGGAUACAGUACCUAUAGGUAAACUCUGUCCACCUGCUCCAGGAUCCUCUGUUCUGCUUGGCGUUAAAGAAAGUAGCGUCCAACUUUCACAAUCUGCUGACAUCUGCUGUCCAGAGUGUUGGAGUCCAUUCAAAGGGAAGGUGGAAAUAGCAGCACACUUCCAAGAGCUUGAGGCUGGUGGCACUGAAACGUGUUGUAUGCAGUGUUCUCCUCCAAUGCCUUUGUUGAACUUGUGCAGUGCUGCAGCUCACCGCAGAUUACAUCAGCAGCUCUCUCCACUGGUCUGCCCUGAGUGUGGAGUCCUUUGUCAGCUUCAUAACCUCAACACACACCUGAAUCAAAUCUGCCUGCACUACUCGCGUCGUCUUGGAUAUAGAUGUGGCUGUUGUCAUUUGGUGUUUGGAGGAGUGAAUAGUCUAAAUGCUGUAAAGUCUCACAUGCAGACAGCUCACUGUGAGGUGUUCCAUAAAUGCCCCUCCUGCCCCAUGGCUUUCAAAUCUUCCUCUGGUGCUGAAGCCCACUGUAUCACGCAGCAUCCUGAACUCCCUGAGACGUCUAGGCAAUCCAAGGAGAUCUAUAAAUGUGUGAUGUGUCGGACUGUUUUUACCCAGAAAGCAUUGCUUAGUGUCCACAUAGACACUCAUUUAGUCAAGCAGAAGAUGCAUGUCUUCAAGUGUCCUGACUGUAACAAGCUCUUCACACAGAGACAUUCCCUCAUUGAGCAUUUCAAGGACUCUCACAGGGACUCCAGUGUUAAGCAGAAUGACAUAUCGGCACAUAAGAAUUUGGUUAAGAUGGAGAGCUCUGAUGGCGAAGAGUGGAGGAGGGAUGAAGAUGAGGACAGACUAAGAGGAGAGGAGAAUUCUGCUGCACCAGAUAUCCAGAGCUGGAGCUGCUCAGAGUGUCAGACGUGCUAUACAGAGAAAGAAAGCUACAUUAACCACAUGUCCGAGCAACAUGACAAGGAACUGAAGAAGUUUCCCUGCACACUUUGUGAAGGCUCCUUCUCUUCAUCCUCAAGUUUAAGACGUCACAUUCGUGUCAAACACAAAGGCAUAAAAAGAGCUUUUUAUUGCCAAUUUUGUACAGGUGGGAAGAAGAGUUUCAGUAGUAAACUCAUUCUUGAGAAACACAUUCAGGCUCAACAUGGAUGUGAAAGAGGAGCAGCCACACAAGGUCAGGCAGUUCCUCAUUUUGCUGAUACAGCUGGCACCUCUUCUGGGCAGGAUGGUGUAUCUAGCAUUUUGGGCGGUGCUUUAAUGAAAGCAGAGAGUCGAUUGGCUGAGAGCAGCCUGACUAGCCGUGGCAGAAGAGCUGCAGCUGAGGGAUUCCACUGCAUGCCAUGUGGUUUUGCCACAGAAGACAGGGAGGAGUUUCUACAGCAUAUUACAUGUCACCGCAGUGAUGGGGGCAGUGCAUUUCAGUGUCAGCAGUGCGGGGCAUGUUUCGCAUCCAACUCCUCUCUUAGCCGGCAUCUCUUUAUCAGCCAUCGCGUGCGUGAUGUUCCCUCUGAGCAGACAGUGGUGUCCCCUGGCACUGGUUACACAUCUGGGAAUGUGAACUCUUACCCUGCUGUUGUAGCAGGGUCCCCGGGGUCACCUUCAAGUAUUGGGGGGUCACAGGAGGAUGGGGAAGGCAAGCACACUUGUAAGGUGUGUGGACGUCACUUUAACAAACCUGCUGAUCUUAAUACACACUUUAGAACUCAUGGCAUGGCCUUCAUCACAACAUACAAAUCAGACAAACCAGCAUAGCGAAGAAUACGGAGCGAGAGGAAAGAAUGAACCUCAUGAAACCUGUCAAGAACAUGUCCAUAUAUUUUCUUUUAAUUUUGGGGUGAAAUAUGCUAAGAAAUUAUAUACAUUUAUAUAGUUCUCUAUGCUUAGUUAAGUAAAAGAAUCGCAGGAUUUUUUCUGCAAUACAGUAAAAAAUUUACCGUAGUACAAUAAUGAGAAUCACCAUCGCGAAUAACGUGAAUUACAAUAAAACAACAACAAACAAACAAAAAAAAAAAAACUUCAAAUGUCCAGAUACAGGAGAAAAUGAAAAUUUGUUUUUGAGUUGCAAUUAUUACCCAUCAUUAAACACUUGUUUACCAGCCCUGCAAUAUUCCUGUGCCUACUGAUUCUGAAUAAUUGUACAGUCAAUUUUCUGUAAAAACAAAAUGCAGCUUAUAAAUGAAAUACUGUAAUUAUUAAGUUUAGCACAGCCAAAAUGCUCCUGAAUCAGGUGACUCCUUCUUGCUUGAAUCAUUAUUUUUGUUUGUUAGAUGUUUCAUUUCUACAGAGAUAAUAAAAUCAGGACUGGCUAAAUAGUAACCUAGAGCUUCAUAUGAAAAGUGCCUUCUUCAUAUAGUAAAAAUGUAACUUAAAGAUUGUUUCCGCACUCUGUGUUUGAGAUUUUGUGGUGUGUGUGUGUGUGUGUGUGUGUGUACAGUAUGUGUGAUGUAUGAAAAAGCAUUGAGCGAGAGAUCAUUAGACGAUGAAAAAUAGUUCAACUUUUACGUCUGUGAUGAAAUUGUUUUUAAUUGUGCCUUAUACAUAUUAUCUCCUGGUUUUUCUAUUGAAGAUGAUUAACAGAACUUUAUUUUACUGUAACAUCUUGCCUGAAUUCCCAGUUUAUUUGUUUGCGGUCUCAAAUGUAUUUUUUGAGAUAAAUAAAGAAAAACUGUUUUUACUAAACCAUUAGUCUGUCCCCUUAAGUGACAAAUCCAUAAAUCUCUUAACCUGGGAAACUACUUAAUGAUAAUUAUAUACUGUAUGUUAAAAAAUAUAUUUUUGAAAUGUCUGUUAAUCUAAUUUGUUUCAAUAACCUUCAAAAAAGUAAAUCCCCACAAAAUUGAUAUUUUUAUGGUUUAAAUGAAUAUUUCACAUUGUCACUUUAAGGUAAAGUACACAAUUGUUAAAAGUACAUCUGAUGCAAGAUAGUCACCUGAGGCUAACUGGAAAUGAAACGUCUAACAAAAGAAUGACUUUCAAAUUUCACAUCAGCUACAGUUUAAACCAAAAUGUUCACAAGGUUUGGACCUAAAAUUAAAAUAGGAUUCCACAUCUGACAUUUGAAUGCAUGUACUGUGAAAAAAGUGCAGUGUUGUCUGUCCAAAUGUGAUUGCAUGAUUUAACCCCAUGGGCUUCCAAAUAACCAUACUUGCAUGUCAUAUUCCACCCCUGCUCUAUGGUACACAUACCUACUCUCUUCCUGCAGCCUUGCACUGUGUUAGCCGUUUUGGGUCAAAAGGUUUGCGUCGAAGUGCCGAGAGAUCAAGCCAAGAGCCGAAUUCCCUUGAAGGAGAAACCAUGGGCUUAAAGGGCAAACUGUCCAUUAGAUCUGACAGAUAUGACUUUAACCAACUCUGCACAACAGAUGGAUGAGAUGAAUGAAA
This is a messenger RNA of Xyrauchen texanus (razorback sucker), 5656 nucleotides long. RefSeq names its product zinc finger protein 687a-like. NCBI's taxonomy places the organism in Eukaryota, Metazoa, Chordata, Actinopteri, Cypriniformes, Catostomidae. The record is from RefSeq and is a predicted model, not a curated record. The transcript has 11 exons. The coding region runs from base 72 to 4028 and encodes 1318 amino acids.